Molecule: messenger RNA, 1588 nt
Organism: Pocillopora damicornis (cauliflower coral)
Lineage: Eukaryota; Metazoa; Cnidaria; Anthozoa; Scleractinia; Pocilloporidae
Product: tubulin beta-2B chain
Biological process (GO): microtubule-based process
Cellular component (GO): microtubule
Molecular function (GO): GTPase activity; structural constituent of cytoskeleton; GTP binding
Source: RefSeq, a predicted model, not a curated record
AUGCGAGAAAUUGUGCACAUCCAGGCUGGCCAAUGCGGAAAUCAGAUUGGCGCAAAGUUUUGGGAAGUGAUUUCCGAGGAGCAUGGAGUAGAUCCAACUGGAUCUUACAGCGGGGACUCGCAAACACAACUCGACAAAAUUGACGUUUACUACAACGACGCCACAGGAGGGAAAUAUGUCCCUAGAGCGAUUCUCGUCGACUUGGAGCCUGGCACUAUGGAUUCUGUGCGGUCUGGAGUGUAUGGACAGCUUUUCCGACCUGACAAUUUCGUUUUCGGUCAAAGCGGCGCGGGAAACAACUGGGCCAAGGGUCAUUACACAGAGGGAGCCGAGCUAGUGGAUUCAGUUUUGGACGUGGUCCGUAAGGAGACUGAAAGCUGCGACUGCCUUCAGGGCUUUCAGCUGACUCACUCACUAGGAGGGGGAACUGGGUCGGGCAUGGGUACAUUGCUCAUAUCUAAGAUCCGCGAGGAGUACCCGGACAGGAUCAUGAACUCGUUCAGCGUUGUACCCUCUCCAAAGGUUUCGGACACAGUCGUGGAGCCUUAUAACGCUACACUGUCAGUGCAUCAACUCGUUGAAAACACCGAUGAAACUUACUGUAUCGAUAACGAGGCCCUGUAUGACAUCUGCUUUCGAACCCUCCGACUUGCCAAUCCUACAUACGGGGAUUUGAACCAUCUGGUGUCAGCAACAAUGAGCGGUGUAACAACGUGUCUGCGGUUUCCUGGACAGUUGAAUGCUGACCUGAGGAAGCUGGCGGUCAACAUGGUCCCAUUCCCCCGCCUUCAUUUCUUCAUGCCAGGAUUUGCACCGCUGACCAGUCGCGGUUCACAGCAGUACCGUGCCCUUACUGUACCGGAACUGACCCAGCAGAUGUUUGAUAGCAAGAACAUGAUGGCUGCUUGUGAUCCCAGGCAUGGCCGUUAUCUCACCGUAGCAGCAGUGUUCCGAGGCAAGAUGUCCAUGAAGGAAGUGGAUGAACAAAUGUUGAACGUCCAGAACAAGAACAGUUCAUACUUUGUUGAGUGGAUUCCGAACAACGUCAAGACUGCUGUUUGUGAUGUUCCUCCUCGCGGGCUCAAGAUGUCCUCCACGUUCAUUGGCAACAGUACUGCGAUCCAGGACCUGUUUAAAAGAAUCGGAGAACAGUUCACUGCUAUGUUCAGGCGCAAAGCUUUCUUGCAUUGGUACACAGGGGAAGGGAUGGACGAGAUGGAAUUUACUGAGGCCGAGUCCAACAUGAAUGACCUAGUGUCUGAGUACCAGCAGUACCAGGACGCCACGGCCGAAGAGGAAGGAGAAUACGACGAGGACGAAGGCGACGACGAAGAGGAAGCCGAGUAAAUAUCGACUCCACAUCGAUUUGAGUAACGCUGACAUGCAAAAACUUCUUUAAGAUUUAAGCGGAAGAAAUCUCUUUAUAGCGCUUGCGAGUUCUGUUUGCUCGCACUCUAGCCUGUUUGUACUCUGGCCUACAUGUAGUCGUAACCUCCCCUCCAAGAAGAACGUUUCUCCUUAGGGGGGGGGGUGCGGCUACACGUAGGCUAGUGGUAUUCUUGAUCUCACUUUUUUGACCCUUUAACUC